AACUUAACAAGUAACUACUCAAGUGAAAAUUACGAAAGUAUAUAGAAUAUUAUUUUUGGAAGAUAAACAAAGUUCCGAUUCCAACUCAUUUAAGAUGUUAAAAUACUACACUAUACUUCUUUUGAUAUCACCACUAAUAAGUGCUGCUGAUAAUCCUGAUUUUUCGUAUGACAACAUCAAAGAAUGGGGCGUUAAAAAUCCAAUUUGCAAUAAUGGAAAAAGUCAAUCCCCGAUCAAGUUGUCUAUAUUGACUUCAGAGACAAAUGUACCAGACAUUGGAGACGUACCACCAAUAGUUUUUAGAAAUUAUAAUAUACAACUGAAAAACUUGGAAAUGCUAAAUAAUGGCAGAACAGUGCAAAUCAAAAUUCCUAACAGUGAAGAACCACCUUAUAUAGAAGGUGCUUUGUUAACCAAUAAAUACAAAGCAAUAAGUUUGCAUUUCCAUUGGGGCUCAGUUACUACAAGAGGUUCAGAACAUCUUAUAGAUGAUCUUCGUUAUGAUGCAGAACUACAUAUUGUACAUCAAAAUAUGGCUUAUGAUCCUAAAGAAGCGUUAGAAAAACCGGAUGGACUUGCUGUACUCGGUUUUGUUAUCAAAAAGGAUAUAAUAGUUCCGGAAAGUACUGGUUUAAGAAAAAUAUUUGCAGACGUUGAUAGAGUGCGGUAUUAUAGUUCAAAUGUGACUCUUUCAAGUAGUUUAGCGUUACAAGAAAUUUUUGAUACCAUAAACACUAGCAAAUUCUUUACUUAUCAAGGUUCUCUGACUACUCCGCCGUGUUCCGAAUCAGUGAGUUGGUUUGUAUUUUCAAAACCUCUUAUGCUUCCCUUAUUAGAUUUUUUGAAACUCUGGAAUAUUUACGAUGAAAAUGGUUAUGCCAUAAAAAAUAAUUAUAGACCAAUUCAAAAUCGUGAAGGCCGAUCCGUUUAUUACAGAUUCUAAAAAAUUAUGAAUGAUUUUUAAGUAUAGAUUUUUAUAUAGAGUGCGUAUUAUGGUAUAUUUA
Molecule: messenger RNA, 1004 nt
Organism: Teleopsis dalmanni
Lineage: Eukaryota; Metazoa; Arthropoda; Insecta; Diptera; Diopsidae
Product: carbonic anhydrase 6-like
Exons: 8
Coding region: 95-943 (282 amino acids)
Cellular component (GO): cytoplasm
Molecular function (GO): zinc ion binding; carbonate dehydratase activity
Source: RefSeq, a predicted model, not a curated record